This is a messenger RNA of Bactrocera dorsalis (oriental fruit fly), 1068 nucleotides long. It is a transcript of the gene ringer, whose product is annotated as tubulin polymerization-promoting protein homolog. The transcript has 3 exons. NCBI's taxonomy places the organism in Eukaryota, Metazoa, Arthropoda, Insecta, Diptera, Tephritidae. Gene Ontology annotation, biological process: microtubule bundle formation; microtubule polymerization; positive regulation of protein polymerization. Bases 178 to 750 code for a protein of 190 amino acids. Gene Ontology annotation, cellular component: microtubule. Gene Ontology annotation, molecular function: tubulin binding. The record is from RefSeq and is a predicted model, not a curated record.
CGAAAACGACAGAUUUCUUCGCAAUUUCGUCCAGUACGCAGAGUACAGCGGAGCAGACCACGACAACAACGACGAGGCUAAGUGUGACUGAUUAAAAACAAAUACGACCAAAAGUAAAAUUAAAUAAGAAAAGUGACAGUAUUUCAAUAAUAUUUAUUAAAGCUAAAAGUAUCCAACAUGUCAGCAGAAGCAACAAAUGGCAGCAGCCCCGCUCCCGCCGCGGAACCACCAGUUGCUGAGGUCGCACAAUUGGCCUUGGAUGAUGCGCCCAAAGUUAGUUUUGCCGAUCAGUUCAAAGCCUUCUCCAAAUUCGGUGAUACAAAAUCCGACGGCAAAUUGAUUACGCUGUCGCAGAGCGAUAAAUGGAUGAAGCAAGCUAAAGUAAUCGACAAGAAGAUCACUACUACUGACACGGGCAUACAUUUCAAGAAAUUCAAGGCAAUGAAAAUCUCACUUGCCGAUUAUAAUAAAUUCCUGGACGAUUUGGCUAAAGCGAAAAAAGUCGAAUUGAGUGAAAUUAAAUCGAAGAUGGCCGGUUGCGGCGCUCCAGGUGUGCUGCAGGUUUCGGCUGGCAAAGCCGCAUCGGCCGUGGAACGUCUUACCGACACCAGCAAAUAUACUGGAUCUCAUAAAGAACGCUUCGAUGCCACGGGCAAGGGCAAAGGCAUUGCUGGUCGCAAAGACUUGGUGGAUGCAUCUGGCUAUGUAUCCGGCUACCAGCACAAGGACACCUACGACAACGCUCAUUAGAAGCAAUAAAUUGGCAUGCAUUAAUAUAUAAUCUUUAAAAAAUUGUAUGAUUAAAAAUCACAAAAAGGCACAAAUGAACAUAAAUGUAGAUUUUAGAUGCCACAAUCCUUUGUAAUGCAUUUUUUAAUAAUCAAGCUUAAAUAGUUUAUAUUAUAUGUAAAGCGACACUUAUGUAACAGUACGUAUUAAUUUACACACAACUUGUGGUCACCCUUCCCAGGAAAGUGUUGAAUUUUUGUGAUACUUUAAAUUAAUAUUAAACAAAUAAAAUGAUCUAAAAUAAUUUAUUUAUUAAAGAUUGGCUCUCAUCUUUCACAA